This is a messenger RNA of Labeo rohita (rohu), 4266 nucleotides long. RefSeq names its product NACHT, LRR and PYD domains-containing protein 1 homolog. The record is from RefSeq and is a predicted model, not a curated record. Gene Ontology annotation, biological process: regulation of apoptotic process; inflammatory response; innate immune response. Lineage: Eukaryota; Metazoa; Chordata; Actinopteri; Cypriniformes; Cyprinidae. Gene Ontology annotation, cellular component: cytoplasm.
UCCGUUGACAACAAUCAUUGUCGCCUUCCAACAGACUUUGUUGUAAUGUGUUAACCUUGUUUUCAUAUGCACUUUUGGAUAAUUCAGCUAUAUUUAGUUUAAACAACGCCCUAGAGAUGGAGGGUCUGGAUGCUGACAAGUACAUCAGGAAGACAUCACACUCAAAAACUAUACCCGGGAGCCCGAGGAAGCCUAAAUCACAAUUACUGAAUAUCAAAUUAAUGACCCCUAAAGCUACGUCCACCGUGAUAGUAAGAAGGACUGAAAGUGAUCCUUGGAGUUCCUUUACUGAAUGUGGACGUUUACGCAGCUUGAGAGGAGUUUGGGAGACUGUACAUCAGUACAAGUUGUCUGUCAAACAGAAGUAUGAGAGUAAGUGGAGCUUUAUGGCUGGUGAACAAGAGUCAUUUUCUGCCCUCUAUACUGAACCACUGAUAAUUCAGAAAAACAGAAACAGCAGUUUUAAGAUCAUCCGUGUGCAUGAGUUUUUUCAGUUGUACAGGGCAGUGACUGUCAUUCUUCAAGGUGACUCUGGCAGUGGCAAAUCCUUAAUAGCACAAAAGAUCAUGUUUGACUGGGCAUCUGAAGAGUUUUCUGCUGGUCAUUUUUAUCUAGUUUUCUAUCUGAGGUGUGAAGAGCUGAUGUGUAUUUCUGAAGAGAUGAACUUAAUUGAGGUCUUGAGUUGCAGCUGUAGUUUAACAUCAAAUCAGAUCUCACAGGUGUUACAGCAUUCACCGGAGAUGGUGCUUUUCAUCAUUGAUGGAUUUGAUGAGCUGAAACUCACACAGGACAUUUAUGACAUGUCAGCAAACACUGAUCCGCUUCAAAAAGCCCCACCUGAGGUUAUUCUUUGUAGCCUUAUGAGGAGAUACCUCAUCCCUGAGUCCAAACUGCUGAUCACCACCAGAGCUACAAAGACAGUGAACAAGCUGCUGAAUGGAGAAAAGUGUUUCACUGAGAUCAUGGGUUUCUCUGAGAAGGUGGUGGAGACGUACUUCCAGAAGUUCUCCAAGAAAGAGUAUGACUGUGUGAAAACAAAUAAAGCCCUCCUCACUGCCUGCUCCAUUCCUGUUAUCUGCCAGAUCAUCAGUGAGGUGUUCAAGGUUGGUGCAAACGUAACAAGCAAACUGCAAACCACCACCUCCAUUUACAUUGACUUUGUGUCCACUCUACUGGAGCAUCACUGCCAGGGUUUGAGUCAGCCUGUCCCGAGCCUGCUGAGGAGUCUGGGUCAACUGGCAGAGAGAGGGAUGCUGGAACAACAAGUGCUGUUUGAUGAAAAAACUAUGAAUGAAACCAUUUCAGACCCUGAUGGGAAUCCAUUCCUGUGCAAGUUCUUCUCUAAGAGAAGAAUCUAUCAGGAGACAAUGUUUAGUUUCAUGCAUCUCAGCUUUCAGGAGUUCUUCACCGCUCUCUACUAUGUCCUUCUGGAUGAAGAAGAGUCCCAGAGGAAUCUGAGGGAGCUGCUUUACACUGUAGAAAGAGGACUGGCUUUGUACGAUUGGUCUGAUAGGGAAUUUUCUAUGGCAGAUGUAGAAGUAAGACAUGCGAAGCUGCUGCAGCCUGUGAUUCUGUUUCUCUGUGGUUUCUGUAAGAAAGAAUGGAUUCCAUCAUUCUUUGAAAAGCACAACAUGGCUGUUGCUAUGAGCAUAGAACCCCAGCUUAAGGAAUGGAUCAAUCAGUGUUCACAGAGAUAUCAAAAUGAACACAUGCUGUUCAUUCUCCAUUGUCUCUAUGAGCUCCAUGAGAAGAGCUUCAUUGAGAAAGUUUUGGAAGGUUUGGUUUUGAUAGAUCUGUCAAAAAUGGCUCUGAAAAGAACAGACUGUUGGGUGUUGAAGUACUGUCUACAGUGCUGUGAACACAUCAGAAACCUGAAACUCCAUGUAACAUCUGAUAAUUUGAAGAUGCUCCAGCCUGACCUGUACCGCUGUAAAGAGCUGUGGUUGAUGAUGGAUUGCAUUCCAGAUGAUGUUGAUGGUUUGAUUUCAUCUGCUGGUAAAGGAAAGAUUCUGAAUAAACUGAUCAUAAAGGAGCUUGAAAACAGUGGAAGUCUGUUCUACCCAGAGAUCACUGUGUCAGUCAGAGAUGUAGACAUCAUAUUGUCUGUUAGCAUGUCAAAGAUAGAGACAUCAUUGAAGAUCAUUGAAUUAACUCUAUCCCGUCCAAGCUCAGUGGUGUCCAUCAUCAACUGGGUAAAAUCACAGAACAAGCCGGCAUUGUGCACGUUUAAUCUUUUGGAAAAGGGACUGUUAACAUUCCUGCAAUCAGUGCUUGAUUUGAAGAAAGUCUGUGUGCAGGUUUUGGUUCUGAAUACAUGUUGCCCUCAAAUCCUGUCUCUCAUUCAGGCCUGUCCCAGCCUCACUGAACUCAGUGUAAUUUUUAGACCUCCGUUCAUAAUGCAAAUCCAGUCCCUGAAGGAAUCAUUGAAGCAGAUGGGUUGGACUCUGACUGUCUGGGGGAAAACAGUAUUAAUUCAACAAGACAGAAGAAGAUUUACAGAGGAGGAGCCGAAGAUUAAUAAAGAAAAGACUGAGAGUAAAAUAGGAGAGAGUUCAGAUUUUGGGAAUUUAAAAGCUGAAUCAUCUACUGAACAAUCAUCCUCAGAAGAUUCAGAAGUUUUUACACCUGAACUACUUCAAGGAGAUGAUGACAAAGACAGGAAAACAUACAGGUUUGUGUGUCCACAUGCUGGUCAGUUUCAGUGCAGUCUGACUUACCUUGUGUUUGUGAUGGAGGGUGAAGGAGAGGUGCUGUAUAGAGUGGUCUCAUGGGAUUCUGGUCGGGUAGAUGGUUUGGGUCAGAUGAAGCCUGCAGGACAUUUGUACAGCAUUGACUGUUUUAAUGGUUCAGUCUCAGGACUGCACCUUCCACACUGUGAAAUAAUCUCUGAGGAAAACGAAAAGAGUUUGGCUGUAGCACAUUUUACUGGCGGUAAUGUAGAAAUAAUGAAGCCUCUAAAAGUGACUGAAACUCACGUGAUGAUUGACAUCAGAGAUCUGUCCCUCUUUGGGCUCAUAAAAAGGAUGAUCUUUUCUCCAUCCCCUGUUGUUGCCCAAGUGCUUCUGUUUCUGCGACCAGUAACUGCAAGACAGAGAGAAAACAUACUGGAUGUUCAUUUGCUCCCAUUAAAUGUUUCACUGUCAGAGGUCAAGUACCAGCACACAGAGAGUAGGCACAUCAAAACCAGUUCGAAGUGUUUGCUUACUCCGGGAACAGAAUACCGUUUAUGUUGUCAGCCAGAGGAAUCUACAGUGCAGCCAGAGACGGAGACUUUUGAGCGUAAUUAUGGUCCGAACUAUCAUCCUACAUUUGAAGUGUUUGUGGAUUUGAACACUGAGGAAAUCAGACUGAGUCUUUUGGAUAAAACUAAAGGAAUGGAGGUUUGGAAACCACGGAGAAUCCUUCUCACAGGGCAAGAUGUAGAACCUCCUGCUCACCAAAGGCUCACAGAAUGUGAAUUUGUGAAAAAACACAGAGAUAAACUCAUUCAGAGAGUUUCAUCGGUGAUGACAGUUGCUGAUGGUCUGAGGGCCAAAGACAUGAUUUCAGGUGAAAUGUACAGUAAAGUUCAUGCUGCAGAAACACGUCAGGAGAAAACGAGACUCUUGUUGGAUGCUCUUGACUCAGGAGGAGCUGCUGUAAAAGCAGAAUUCUACAGACUGCUGAAGAAGGAAGAAUGUUGUCUAGUAGAUGAACUGGAGUGAAACAGAAAGGUUCUUCAGAUUUAUUAAGGUUCUUUAUGGAACCAUUUAGACUAAAAAGGUUCUUCAUGGCAUCGUGAAGUACCGUUAUUCUUAAGAGUGUGCCUGCAAAACUACCUAAAAAACUAUGCACAAAUGCACCUAGGGCAAAAGCUGCUUUAAACACAAAGGAUGGUCACACCAAAUGUUGAUUUAAUUUAGAAGUUAAUUGAUAAAGAAAAUCUAUUUAUGACAUCAUUUUUGACAGCAUCCUCAUUUUACAGCAUUUUUACACAACUGCCUAAAACUUUUAACAGUACUGUAGCUUUGUAGGUAGAAUUUUUUAAAGCAUCUUGGAGACAUUGACAUGGUUCUUCUGAUGUAGUCUGUUUCUGUUUGUUCUGUUUCUUCAUGUCAUUCCAGACAUUUUGCAUCGAGCAAAACUAUUUUAUCUUUUAGAGAGAUAGAGGCCCUUCAGUUAAGAACCAUUUUUAUGAUCUGAAACUGUAAAUCCUUAACGGCCCACUUUAUCAGAAUCAAUCCAUCUAUCCAUCCAUCCGAAAUUUGUUUUACUUUAAUUUUACAC